CCAUCAUUUGGGACAUUUAAUUCAAAUUACUUGUAUACCACGUAUACAAUUUCUAAGUGCCUGCAUAUCAUCCAUCACAUUCUGCCAGAGCAUAAAAAAUGCGGUGGAACAGAUCUGACAGGGAAUAAAAAUAGGUGCAACUUUAUAGGGUGUGGAUAAGCCCACAUACACUUAAAAGGUGUGUGUUCUUCUACAUAACCCAAAAAGAUGUGUAUGGGUCCCACUGUACAUACCAUGGUUUUUAGACUUGAUGACUGGGAUCAACUCAUUCGGUCUCGAGUCGAGUCAACUCACUCAAGUUUGGUAGUGUAACGGCUUGACUCGUGGUAUGUAGUACUGAAUCCGAGUCGACUUGGGUGAGUUGUAUUGGAUGGUCCGAGUCCUAAAUCCAUGGAACAUAACCAAUCAAGGGUCUAAACUUUUUAUUUUGGUCAGACACAUCUGACCGAAUCAAUCCUUCAAUCCAACAUGACUAUAUAUGAUAGGCAAUGCAUCGAUAAAAUGCAUGUUUUCACGGGGUGCAUUUUAUCACAAACACAGCACAUUGUUAUUCUACAUGUAUGUAGUGAUCAGUUAAGCAGUAGAAAUGUCAUCCUCAAAUCCUACCAGCUAUUCACGGGCACCGCUAGUUCAUCAUUUCGAACUCGGGGAGGGAAUUCAGCUGCAGGUUAAUGUGUCUGGAUCUUCAAAUGGGUUCUAUGCAAAAAUCGAUUUUCAGCUUAAAAACUGCUCAAGGCAGUUGAUCAUGCACUGGGGUGGCAUUUACCAAGGACAGACGAAGUGGAUCCUUUUGGCUGAUUGUCCUCCUGGGACGAGCACCUACAAACAAAGCGCAUUGCAGACACCGUUUGUGAAGACUAGAGAUGGCUACAUGAUUACGAUUCAAUUGCGGGACCCUAAGUUGCAAGCUAUCGAAUUUGUUUUGAAAGAUGAGAGAGAUAGAUGGUAUAAACUAAAACAAGGAAACCUCCGGAUUGAGAUACCGGACUUGGCAUCUGUUUCUUAUCCGUCAAUACCUAUUGAAUUGGUACAACACAAGGCAUAUUUAAUGUGGGAAAGAAAAGGGAAGCCAAGGAACUCACCGCAACAGGAAAAGCAAGAUUAUGAAGAUUCCUUAAGAGAGCUCCAGGGACAGCUAUCAAGAGGAAUGUCUCUUGAUGAACUUCGAAGUAGUUUGUUUGGAACAAAUAAAACAAGGGAUAUUCCAAUUGGAGGACCCACAGUCAUUAGCAACCAAUCGUCAUUCGUUCAUCACAAAAGAUAUGACGUGUCCCAGUGGUUAACAAAGCGUUCCGAUUCCCAUUCCAGAGGUGCCAAUUCGACCUCGUCAUCUUUAUUGAGCGUUGUUGAGCGGUCAAUGGGAGGAGAUGAUGUGACCACGAGGCAAACAUUUCAUGUUGGCAACAAUGAAAUAGCGAUUCUCCUAAAGACUGUCAGAGGUGACUAUCACGUAUUGGUUGCUACAAACAUGAAAGGCUCUACAGUGCUUCUUCACUGGGGUGUAUCAAAGCUAUCAGCUAAUGAAUGGCUGGCUCCUCCAUCGGAGAUGUUACCCGAAAGAUCAAAGUUGCUUAAUGGAGCAUGCCAGACUUAUUUUCAAGAAAUGUCAACUGGAGGAGGAUUCUUUCAGUUUGUGGAUAUCAAUUUGCAGAAAAGGGAUUUUGUCGGAAUCCAAUUUAUUCUAUGGUCUGGGAGUUCUUGGAUUAAGAACGACGGCUCAAAUUUCUACAUAAACCUGAAACCGACGGGUUCAAAAGUUGGGAAGGGUGCAGGGAAUGGAAAUGGGACUGUCAAAUGGCUACUUGAUGAAAUAGCUGAAAAAGAGAAAGAUGCUGAGAGGUCAUUAAUGCACAGGUUCAACAUUGCAACAGAGCUAACUGGACGUUGUAGAAAUGAAGGGGAGCUGGGCCUUAUUGGUAUAUUGGUCUGGAUGAGAUUCAUGGCAUGCAGACAACUUACGUGGAAUAAGAACUACAAUGUGAAACCACGUGAGAUUAGUGCUGCUCAAGAUAAACUUACUGAUUUGCUGCAAAGAAUCUACACUGAAGAACCAAAUCAUAGGGAGAUUGUGAGGUUGAUUAUGGCAAGCAUAGGCCGUGGGGGUGAAGGUGACGUGGGACAGAGAAUUCGAGAUGAAAUACUAGUUCUUCAGAGAAAUAAUGACUGUAAGGGUGGGAUGAUGGAAGAGUGGCACCAGAAAUUGCAUAAUAACACUAGCCCUGAUGAUGUGAUAAUUUGUCAGGCACUCUUGGAUUAUGUUAGAAGUGAUUUCAAAACUGAUGUUUAUUGGAGAACAUUAAAUGCAAAUGGCCUUACAAAGACCAUACUUGCAAGUUAUGACCGUCCAAUUGUGUCAGAGCCUCGUUUCAGAGCUGAUACCAAAGAUGGGCUUAUCCGUGACCUAACAUCAUACUUGAGGACAUUAAAGGCUGUUCAUUCUGGAGCUGACCUAGAAUCUGCAAUUGUGACUUGUUUGGGUUACUCUUCCAAGAGUCAUGAUUUUAUGGGUGGAGUCAAUGUUCAAUCUGUUGGUGGCAUAUCAUUAAAAUUGCGGGAAUGCCUGAACUUCAUUCAAGCUCAUGUUGAAGAUCAGAACGUUGGUCCUUUGAUGGAGAAACUACUAGAAGCCCGCGUUGAACUCCGUCCGAUUUUGCUAAAGCCCCAUGGAAGGUUGAAGGACUUAAUUUUCCUAGAUCUUGCAUUGGAUUCAUCUGUUAGAACAUCCAUGGAGCGGGGAUUUAAGGAACUAAAUAAUUCCCAUCUGCAGGGUAUUGUGUCCUUCAUCUCUUUAAUGCUUGAAAAUUUAUGCUUAUCAGCAGUUGACAAUGAAGACCUAAUUUGUUGCAUGAAGGACUGGUACCGUGUUUGUGAAUUGUACAGACCAAAUGAUGAUCGGUGGGCAUUACAAGCAAAGGCUGUUCUUGAUCGAGUCCGUCUGGCACUAACUGACAAGGCUCACUAUUACCAUAAAAUGAUUCAGCCUAGUGCACAAUAUCUUGGUCAGUUGCUUGGAGUGCAGAAAUGGGCAAUUGACAUUUUCACAGAGGAGUUGAUAAGGGCAGGAUCAGCAGCUAGUCUUUCUCUACUCGUCAACCGUCUAGAUCCAGUUCUCCGAAAAAUUGCAAACCUCGGCUGUUGGCAGGUUAUCAGUCCAGUGGAAGUGUGUGGUUUUGUAACUGCUGUAAAUGAGUUGAUUAGUGUUCAAAACAAAGUCUAUAAAAGACCGACGAUUAUUGUUGCAAAUAAAGUGACUGGGGAGGAAGAGAUCCCAGAUGGAGCAGUUGGCGUACUGACACCGGAUAUGCCAGAUGUUCUUUCUCAUGUUUCUGUUAGAGCAAGAAAUAGCAAGGUGUGCUUUGCGACAUGCUUUGAUCAGAACAUUCUGCGGGAUCUGAAGUCGAAGGAAGGCAAAGCCAUCUCGAUACAACUGAGAUCAAUGGAUCUGGUAUACAGCGACAUCACCAGCUCAGAUUUGUCUCUUGGCUCCAAUUCAUCCUCCAUUCCACGGGGACUUAGUUUAAAGAAGAAGGAUUUUGGUGGUAAAUAUGCCAUUUCAAUUGAGGAGUUCACCAGAGAAUUGGUUGGUGCGAAGUCUUAUAACAUUCAAUACUUAAGAGGAAAGGUACCAACAUGGAUAAAGGUCCCGACAUCAGUUGCCCUACCAUUUGGAGUAUUUGAAAUUGUCCUGCAAGCAGACAUAAAUAAGGAUCUCGCAAAUAGAAUUUCCUCAUUUGUUAAACUUGUAAGUGGUGGUGACCUUUCAAAACUACAAACUAUACAAGAAACCAUCCUACGCAUGAGUCCUCCUUCUCAACUGAUUAAUGAACUGAAGAGCAAGAUGAAAAGCUCAAGGAUACCCUGGCCUGGUGAUGAAGGCGAGGCAAGAUGGAACCAAGCAUGGCUAGCAAUUAAAAAGGUUUGGGCUUCAAAGUGGAAUGAAAGAGCAUAUAUUAGCUGCAGAAAAGCUAAGCUGAAUCAUGAUGACCUUCGUAUGGCUGUCUUGGUUCAAGAAAUAAUCAAUGCUGAUUAUGCUUUUGUUAUCCAUACAAGAAAUCCAUUAACAGGAAACUCCUCGGAGAUUUAUACUGAGAUUGUGAAGGGCUUGGGAGAAACUUUGGUGGGUGCCUAUCCAGGGCGAGCUAUGAGCUUUGUUACGAAAAAAUCCGAUCUAAAAUCUCCAGUUGUUGUUGGUUAUCCAAGCAAACAGAUAGGCUUAUUUAUUAGGAAAUCCAUCAUAUUCAGAUCAGACUCCAAUGGAGAGGACUUGGAAGGAUACGCAGGUGCAGGGCUUUAUGACAGUGUACCCAUGGACAAAGAGGAGAAAGUCAUAUUGGAUUACAGUUGUGAUUGGCUGAUCGUCGAUAGAAGCUUCCAACGUUUUAUAUUCUUGAAAAUCGCAGAGGCCGGUAAAAUCAUCGAAGGCCUAUAUGGUUCUGCCCAGGACAUUGAAGGUGUGGUAAAGGAUGGUGAAGUGUAUGUGGUCCAAACAAGGCCACAAAUGUAGCUGUAUAUGAAAAGCAUCGCAAAGCAACUACACAGACAUUUCAAGCUGCCAUGAUGCAAAACUCAUGCUUAUUAGAUGAUGCUAACCUUCUGAUCAACAGCAUAAAAAAUGGACGAUCAAGAUUGAGCAGAGGAAAAAAAAAAGGUCCAAUCAUCAUCUUGAAAAUAACUACAGGUAGGCCCCACCAUGGACCACUCACUAUUCCAAAGAAGCCUUCUUGGAAUCAUGAGUGGUCAAGAACAUGUUGAUAGCCUAAAUUCCGAAAUAACGGAUCGCAGUUGAUAAUAUCUUGUAAUAACUUUUUCUUUGGGUUUAGCUCUUUUGCCUCGGGUUUUAUCACUUUGUUUGAAUUCAACUCUUUUCGUCUUAGAAUAAUCACUUUCUUCCUCCCCUCAGCUUUGCUUACUUAAAUUCUUAAGUUUUGUUGUACUUUGAUGGUUGUAUUCCUUCGGUGAUUGUCCUUUUGUGUAUCUCUUUGAAUCUUGAUCUGCGAUGUUAUACUUGAAUUUAUCUUC
Magnolia sinica is the source of this 5019-nucleotide messenger RNA. RefSeq names its product alpha-glucan water dikinase 2-like. The transcript is spliced from 32 exons. Gene Ontology annotation, biological process: phosphorylation. The record is from RefSeq and is a predicted model, not a curated record. Lineage: Eukaryota; Viridiplantae; Streptophyta; Magnoliopsida; Magnoliales; Magnoliaceae. Gene Ontology annotation, molecular function: kinase activity; ATP binding. Bases 587 to 4504 code for a protein of 1305 amino acids.